This is a messenger RNA of Harpia harpyja (harpy eagle), 3223 nucleotides long. RefSeq names its product coiled-coil domain containing 69 (gene CCDC69). Gene Ontology annotation, cellular component: cytoplasm; nucleus. Lineage: Eukaryota; Metazoa; Chordata; Aves; Accipitriformes; Accipitridae. The record is from RefSeq and is a predicted model, not a curated record. Gene Ontology annotation, molecular function: microtubule binding. The coding region runs from base 95 to 1009 and encodes 304 amino acids. The transcript is spliced from 9 exons.
UCCCGUCCCGGUCCCACCGGGCAGCGGAAAACCUCUCGCCGGGGGAUGCAGAGCCCCGCGCCCCGCGGCUGAGCGGGCUCCCGGCCGGGGCUCCAUGGGCUGCACCGGCAGCGCCCUGCGCUGCUGCCCCGCCGGCGGCAAGAGACAGCUAAAAGCCCAGCAGCAGAGGGAACCGGCUUCCCAGGAGCUCACGGCCUUGAAGACAGAGAACGCCAAUGCCACCCUGUUGCCUGAGGAUGGGAAGGAGAAGGCAGCGCUGCGAGAGGAGCGGACGGAGAGCACGAGACUCCUCCAAGGCCAGGAGGAGGAGGAGAAGCGGCUGCGGGAUGCCAGCCGGGCAGGCACCGCGAGAAUCACCCAGGACAUUAACAACCAGGUGGAAAAGGGAAAAGACCUGGAGGAGCAGUUUGAUGCCCUGAGGAGAGAGCACACAGAGACCCUGCAAGAGCUCCAGAGAGCACAUGAGCAGGAGAAGGUGCUGCUGGCAGAGUCCUACCACAGGUCCCAGGCAGCCCUACAGGAGACGAUCCAGGUGCUGAAUUCCCAGCUGAAGUCCUUCCAGGAGAGGAUGAAGCGGGUGGAGGAGUCGCUCUUGAGCACAGACUACAAGAAGCACAUCCAGGAGCACGGGAGUCCCAGCCCCUUCUGGGAGCAGGAGCUGGAGAGCCUGCACUUUGUCAUCGAGAUGAAGAACGAGCACAUCCACAGCCUGGACAAGAAGCUGCUGAACCUCGAGACUGUGGUGGAGAGGAACCUUCUGCUGGAGGAGAAGGUGAAGACUCUCCAGCAGGAGAAUGAGGACCUGCAAGUUCGCACCCAGAACCACUUGGUCAUGGCGAAGCAACUGUCGGAGGAGCUCCUGGCCGCUCGCGGGGCGCUGGAGAAGGAGGCACAGCUGCGGGAGCAGGCUCGCCGCGAGAAAGAAGAGCUGCUGUACCGCGUGCUCAACGGGGGGGACGGUACCCCCUUCCCCAUCGCCGCCAGCGAGGUGCCCCUCAUCGCCACGUAGCACGCCGCCGACCGGCACUGCGCGCUGCCGGGGGGGCUGUCGGGGCUUUCCUCCGGGCGCGUGAGCCCAGGGCUGCUCUCACAAGUGCCCCCGCUACCGGGGCAGGCCCCCGGGACAUCCCCAUCCGACCGGGGUGAUGGAGCGUUUCACAGGACACUUGCGCUUGCCUUUCCCCAGCCUGCGUAGGGCUGCAGGGGGACUCCGGCCACCCCCCUGUGCCAUCCCUGCAACCCCUUCCUCUGGUGGGAUGCUGUGGGGGGCUUUUGGGGGGUAAAAGGGGUCAGCCAGGACAGGCGGACAUGCAUUGGGCUGGAUCCAACCCAACGCUUGGCUCUGAGCGCAACCAGCGUCAGGGCUGCCCGAGGGAGCGAGGCGAGGAAGAGGAGGUGGUCAUUGGGAUGGGGAUGAGCACCAGGAGGAUGAGGAGGGUGCUGCGGACAUGGUGGUGUUAAGGUACCUUGCUCCCUGGGGAGCAUCCCUGGGAAACGGGUGGCCAAACCCAGGGCUGAGCCACAGAGGCUUUCAUGGGGCAGCAGCAAAGAGCAGGAGGGACAGGUGCCGUUGGGUAUAUCUGCCACCUCCAGUGCUGCCCUUGCUGUAAGUCACAUCAACCUGUCCCAUUUUGGGGCUUGGCCUCCUGCUCAGACUGCUGUGAGCCAAUACCACCCAUUCCUGCCAUUUCCAGUGAAAGCAGGGCUUCCCCUGCCUGCAACCUGCCUCGCUCCCUGGGGAGGAGGGCCAGGCAGGACUCCCACCCAUGCCUUCCUCUCCGCAUCACCUCCUCCAUCUUCAGCAAACAGCUCCCAGGGAUCGCUCCUGCAGCCCAGGUGUGCCCCCACUCACUACCACAGAGUUGCCAAGCCCUUCUUGUCCCCGCUGCCCAUCAGUAGCACCAUCAGCCCCAUCUUGUCCCCCAAAACCAGGCAGAGAGUGCAUGCCCAGAGGUGCAUUCGGGGAGCAGAGCAUCCUCCCAAGGGAGAGCGGCUUCAGCAGCAGCUGCCAGCAGGUCACAUCCCUCCCUGUUCUGAGCCAGUACAUCCCCAUCGGGGAAGAUGCUGCCAGCAUGGCUGUGGGUCAGGGCUAGAUACACACAAGCACUUUCCACUGGGUGCACAAGUGUGGUGGGACGGUCACUGCUCCGGGGGUUGUCACUGGCCUGUCCCCUCCCCAGGGCUGUUUAGCCAGCGGGUGUGUGUGUAAGUGUAUGUGUGUGCACCAGGCCAACGUGCUACUGGCUGUAACAAUUACAAGUUUAUAAGAAGCAGCAGCCUCAAGAAUCCCAUGUCAGUGGUUUUGGGGACCGGUGCAGGAACAUCUCACAGCAGGGCUGUGUGCUCCGCACCUAGGGCAGGGGGAAGAUGAGGGUGGGUGGGAGCAGGCGCCACGAAGCUACAACAAGGGAACCCCAGGGGAGACCCCUGCUGCCGGUCCCCCUUUCCUGCUCCUUCCCUCGUUUCAUUCAUUUCAAUGGGCUCCCAGCACAGGGCAGACCCCGACCCUCCCAGCCCUGCCAAGCUGGCGGGGCCACUGCAACAGCCGCUUCCAUCCUUUGUUCCAAUCCUUAUCGGGAAAAUAUCGGCUAAACGAGGCAGCUAGGAAGGCAACACAGAUGCAGGGUCCAGCUCUCAACCAAGAACCUCCAUGGGGUGCCCAGAGUGGGAAAAGGGGGUGCCUGAUGAUUAGACCCAUGUGCCCCCAAGCCAACCACUGCUCUGUGCAUCCCCAUGGCUCUGAGGACGGGUGGUGGGACAGCCUCCAGCUUUGCGCAGCAACCUCAGGGAUGUGGAGGAAUGCACCAGGUGGUGUAGCACCAAAGCAGGGGUCGUGGGGCAGGUUGCUGCCCCAGCAAAUCCUGCCUAGCUGUAGUUGAAGGGAGCAGGAUGGCUAGGCAAAGGGAGAAGAGGCUGGCAGGGUCAGGCAUCCUGCUCCAAGCACCUGGUACUGCAUCCCACUCCCCCUGAAGGCGCAUGCUGCGUGGGACCCAGAGGAAUGUGCCCAGCUCUGGGAAAGGGGAGUGCUGGGAACCGAGGAGGAGGAAUAAAUGAAUCCAGAAAAGGACUUGACUUACCCACAGUAAGGAGGAAAAAGCCCAGCACAGGCAGUGCCUGCGUGGUCACAGGGGGACAGGCAGGUCAGCCCUGCCUGCCUUCGGGUGCCGAGGCAACAUGAAGGGUCAGAGCAGCACGAGAAGCCUCCACUCCGUUCUGCUGUGAG